AGGUCGGCCAUGUCACACAUCAACACCACAGAGCUGCAGUCGCUCCUGCUCUCAUUCCUGCAGCACUGCCUCAACAGCACAGGCAUGCUGUCUCCACAGCUGCCUCAGAACUACACUACCCAGCAGGCUGUGCACCAAGGGGCCGGAGCCAGGGCCAACUCACAGUCUCAGGGCAUGCUGUAUAUCCUGCUGGUAGUUGGCAUGUUCAGCUUCUUCACAUUCGGCAUCAUGCUAAGCUACAUUCGCUCCAAGAAGCUUGAGAGCUCUCAAGAUCCGUACCACCAGUACAUCGCCCACGACUGGACCAAGGUGGUGUCUCGGUCCAGGGCCGUCGCCCAGGCGCUGCACAGGGAAGCAGAAGGAAAUGGAGCCAGAGGCAAGGAACCCAUCGUCAUCUGCAACCCUGCAACACUGGAGCAGCUGCCAGACUAGAAUGAGACAUUUAGCUAUUUAAAC
Molecule: messenger RNA, 456 nt
Organism: Gymnodraco acuticeps
Lineage: Eukaryota; Metazoa; Chordata; Actinopteri; Perciformes; Bathydraconidae
Product: potassium voltage-gated channel subfamily E member 1-like
Exons: 1
Coding region: 10-432 (140 amino acids)
Biological process (GO): regulation of ventricular cardiac muscle cell membrane repolarization; regulation of heart rate by cardiac conduction; potassium ion export across plasma membrane
Cellular component (GO): membrane
Molecular function (GO): transmembrane transporter binding; potassium channel regulator activity; delayed rectifier potassium channel activity
Source: RefSeq, a predicted model, not a curated record